GAUCAGCGCUUGUGUUUUCGGUUUCGUUGUUUGGUGCUUGUAGAUCGAUGUGAUUAUGGCUGCGGGUCCAAUUGCUGAACGUAAUCAAGAUGCUACCAUAUAUGUUGGCGGGUUGGACGAGAAAGUUACAGAAGCCCUUAUGUGGGAACUCUUUGUUCAAUCGGGGCCAGUUGUCAAUGUUCACAUGCCGAAAGAUCGUGUCACACAGAUGCAUCAAGGGUAUGGAUUUGUCGAAUUUAUGGGAGAGGAGGAUGCAGACUAUGCAAUUAAAAUAAUGAAUAUGAUCAAACUUUAUGGUAAGCCGAUUCGUGUGAACAAGGCAUCAGCUCAUCAGAAGAAUCUCGAUGUCGGAGCUAACAUCUUUAUCGGCAAUCUUGACCCAGAAGUUGACGAGAAGCUAUUAUAUGAUACAUUUUCAGCUUUUGGAGUUAUUCUGCAAACACCGAAGAUCAUGCGUGAUCCAGAAACCGGCAACUCCAAAGGCUUUGCUUUUAUUAACUUUGCCAGUUUCGAUGCUUCAGAUGCAGCAAUUGAAGCAAUGAAUGGACAAUAUUUGUGUAACAGACCUAUUUCGGUGUCUUAUGCAUUUAAGAAAGAUGCAAAAGGAGAACGACAUGGGUCAGCUGCUGAGCGCCUCCUAGCUGCACAGAAUCCACUGUCUCAGGCAGAUCGGCCGCAUCAGCUGUUUGCAGAUGCUCCACCUCCAAUACCACCACCACCUGCGCCAAUGCCUCCGCAGCAGCUGCCUCCUGUCCCUGUGCCACCUGUUCCAGUAAUGAUGGGCGCUAUGCCUCCCCCACCUCCUCAGAUGGCUCAUAUGCAUCCUAUGCAUGCUCCUCCUCCACCACCUCCUACAUCCAUGCCUGUUGCUGUUCCAAGACAUCCUCCUCCACCACCACCCAUACCACCUCAGCACCCACCACCAAUGCCACCAGGUGUGCCUCCACCUCCUCCAGUGCCUCCUAUGAGCAGGGCAGCACCACCCCCACCAGUGCCACCACCGCCACAUGUUGCUGCUUCCGUUGCUAGUGGUCUACCUCAGAUGCCACCACCAGUCUCAAUGCCACCUCCACCACCACAACAGCCUCCUCCUCCACAGCAACAGCAGCAACCACAACAAGCACAGCAGCAGGUGCCUUCGAUACCACCACCACCACAAGCCCCACCACCACCAAGAAUGAUGCCACCUCCAUGGCAAGGUCAACAAUUUCCCCCACCACCACCAACUCAGUUUACACCUGGUCAGUUUCCUCCUCCGCCUCCACAUGGUGCACCACCACCAGGUUGGCGGCCACCACCACCUGUUCGUCCUCCAUUUGGACGGCCACCAUUUCCACCAAGAGGUCCACCUCCACCACCUCGUGGACUGAGACCACCACCACCACCGCAACCAGGACAACAACCUGAUGCUACUGCUGCAUAUAAUGGUUACCAGGAUCAGACAGGAAACUUCCAGAAUGGAUAUUCCACUUAACUUGUACAGUUAAUUAUAUGUGUGAGUGACUUGGUGCACUGUGAACUACAGAUUUACAAUAAAUAGUACCACAGUGUGAAAGCCCUGUGAAGAUUGUGAUUUUUUUUAUCUGUGACUAUGAAUAAUUUGCAAGGGAAGCAACGUGUCUCUUGUAAACCUUUUGUUUGUGUUUGCUUACAUACACUAUUGUACUGUGACAUGGACAUUUAGUUAAAUUGAAAUGCUUGAGAAUCGAUGUUAUUAAGUUGCUGUGUGCUUACAUUUGUGACUUUUGUACCUUUAUUUUGAGGACAGUUUUAAUUCCGAGUGAAACUGGUGGAAAUGAAUAAUUCUAGUGUGUGUUAGACUGACUUUAAACAAAUAUUGUUUCUAUUUGGAAUUGGCCAAACAACUUUUGUGUACGGAACAAAUUAUAAGAUAAAUUAGUGUGCUGCAUGCUAAAUCCACCAAUAGAAGAAAAUGUUGAAGGACGUCAGCCCUCAGCACUGGUUCAGGAAUGUCUAUAAAGAGAGUGGUCCAUCAAAACAACUCCCCAAAGCCAAGAUCUAAGGUUCAAAACAUGGAGCAGUAGAUGGUAAUAUAGGAGUCAUUCACUACAUGGAGCUGGAUGGCAGGUAUGUUGCUCAUCACUGAUGAAUAUUAAGGGGUGAGGUACUCACAUCUGAACCCGUGACUAUGAGAAAAUAUUGUGUACGUAUGCAGUCAAAGAUGUAGAGUUUACCAUUCUGCUGAAGAGGUGGCAUGUAAGAUAUUUACUUGAUAUGUUGCAAGGUGAGGUGACUUGAGUUGUCACCAUGAUCUGGUACACCUAUUGUGGAUCAGGCUUCUCUUUUGAAUAAUCACAAAGUGGCCAGUAGUUGUGAGCCACAUCAGCAAACUUCAUGUGGAACCAGCAGAGCUGUCCCCAUACAGGAAUGUCAACAUGUGAGAUGUUGUUCCUGGAUAUGUGAAUGCCUGUUGUCCUCGGCUGAAGGUCACCACCCCCACUAGCAGGGUUGAUGUCAUGCUCAGCACUGGUUGGGUGUGGCCAGUCUCAUUUGGCUGUGCCUAGACAGCUGGCAUAGUGUAGCUGCUGUGAGCCCUGUUUGGAGAUAUUGUUGUGUAACACAUAACUUUGCUGAAGCAUUUUUCCGAACUGAUGUAUGUUGGUUAUCACUGUAAAAAGUUUAUUUUUGUACUGAAUUAGUAUAAACUACUGUUUGAAUGAAUAUUUCAUUUAUGCAUAUGUGUUAUGAAAUGGAUGGAUGCAACAUAUUUCCAAGUCAGAAUGAUAAUAAACACUGUACCAAGUUUGUGGUACCUGCCAAUUGGACAAUUUAUUCCUUGUUGUGAGGUCAUGCCUUGGAGAUAUGGUGUGAUCCAUGGGGUAAAGCAGCUGUGAUGAUCAUGGGAACAAGAGAAAACUUGUUAUAUACUUAUUCAAUUGGAAUAUGUUAAAUAAGGUAGAAUGUUUUUGGACUUAGUCCUUAUCAAUGUAUUUGUGACGUUCUGCAUAAUGAAGAAACUUUGUAAUGUGUGAUCAUUGUAAACAAGAGUACAAUAUAUGAUACAUUUUUUGUGA
Molecule: messenger RNA, 3035 nt
Organism: Schistocerca piceifrons (Central American locust)
Lineage: Eukaryota; Metazoa; Arthropoda; Insecta; Orthoptera; Acrididae
Gene: Spx
Product: splicing factor 3B subunit 4
Exons: 2
Coding region: 56-1474 (472 amino acids)
Biological process (GO): positive regulation of mRNA splicing, via spliceosome
Cellular component (GO): nucleolus; U12-type spliceosomal complex
Molecular function (GO): RNA binding
Source: RefSeq, a predicted model, not a curated record